ACUCCUUUUGAAGACAUGAAAUCAAUAUUUGCUCUCAUCCUGCUCAUUUCACUUGCCCUGUACGCAAGCACCACAAAUGCAAGAAGAGACCCUGGAGAAUAUUGGAGAAUUGUGAUGAAAAAUGAGCCCAUGCCUGUAGCAAUCCAGCGCCUUAUGCCUCGGCAUACAGCUCCUUUCUCCAAAGAAAACACUAACCGUCACACAUCAUCUUCUGUGAACGACCUCAAGCUGCAAGAGGAACAAUCAUUCUCGAAACAUUUCAAGCCAAGACCAACUGUAACAGCUUACUAUGAUGAUGAUGCUGGUGAAAAGUUCUUUGCUAAAGAUUUUGAAUCAAGGCCAACUGUAACUGCUUAUUAUCAUGAUGACGAUGGUCUCAAACAAAAAAAAUCCUCUUUUGCUAAAGAUUUUGAACCAAAGCCAACUGUAACUGUUUACUAUCAUGAUGACGCAGGUCUCGAACAAGAAAAAUCGUCCUUUGCUAAAGAUUUUGAACCAAGGCCAACUGUAACUGCUUACUAUCAUGAUGGCGCUCGUCUUAAGAAAGAAAAAUUGUCUUUUGCUCAAGAUUUUGAACCAAGGCCAACUGUAACUGCUUACUAUCAUGAGGACGCUGGUCUCAAACAAGAAAAAUCAUCCUUUGCUAAGGAUCUUGAACUAAGGCCAACUGCUUCUUAAUAUCAUGAUGACGCUGGUCUCAAACCAGAAAAAUCGUCCUUUGUAAAAGAUUUUGAACCAGGAAAAUUGCAGCUUCUUACUUUGAUAAUGAAGCUAGUCUCAAAAAAGAAAAGUCGUUUGAACCAACGCCAAAUGAUAGUGUGUACCAUGAUUGAUAUUGCAGAGGCAUUGUGCCUGCGUCAUUUAAUUUUCUUGUAAACUCCGUCUCAGUGAAUGCCCUUUCAAUUUUAAGUGAUCUUUGUAAUAAGGAUUAAUAAACAGUCUAUACUAUAAUAUUUCUUGAAUUUAAUGUAAUGAUUGUUUCCAUUCGUACAAAUUGUCUUUAUUCUUAAAGUUAGUAUUGGAUCACU
This is a messenger RNA of Lycium ferocissimum, 1028 nucleotides long. RefSeq names its product organ-specific protein S2-like. The record is from RefSeq and is a predicted model, not a curated record. The coding region runs from base 16 to 678 and encodes 220 amino acids. The transcript is spliced from 2 exons. NCBI's taxonomy places the organism in Eukaryota, Viridiplantae, Streptophyta, Magnoliopsida, Solanales, Solanaceae.